Molecule: messenger RNA, 1914 nt
Organism: Fusarium coffeatum
Lineage: Eukaryota; Fungi; Ascomycota; Sordariomycetes; Hypocreales; Nectriaceae
Exons: 6
Coding region: 1-1914 (637 amino acids)
Biological process (GO): peptidyl-serine phosphorylation; peptidyl-threonine phosphorylation
Molecular function (GO): protein serine/threonine kinase activity; ATP binding
Source: RefSeq, a predicted model, not a curated record
AUGACCGACAAAGCUCCAGCCAUUACAUCAUGGCGUCACGGCACUUUAGCGUUACCUGCAGUUGAUGAGUGUGAUGUACACUGUGACGGCAGACUGAAACCGUCCGAAUCAGAUUUGAGUGAGACUGUUACCCCUGUCACAGACUUGGGUCGCAGCGCAACCCCAAACCCUUUCGAGGGUUCUUUCAACAGGGUUUGGGGAAACAAAGACUUGUCUAGCCGUGUUUGGACCGUCAAAAGCGCUCAAUCCCUUUCCAUUGAUAUCUUCCGGAGCAGGCUCUUCAAAAGGUUCUCAAGGAAUGCACUAGAUAAUAGUGAAUACCUCCCCCGCGAUACGUUUGAACAGCUCUUCGAUAUGGACUCACUCAUCGGUCUCGUCAAGGCUAGUUUCCCCAAGGCUAAGCCUGAGUUCCAAGUUCGUAAGGUCGAUGAGAUCAUGGGAGUUGAGGGAAAAGAUCGACGUCGAAAGCUUUAUGGAAUAUUAGUGGCCAUGAACAGGAUUUCUCUGAUGCAGGACUUUGUACGAGAAUCUCUUUGCGAUGAGGAUUUACCUUUCAAAGAAUCAGCAUCGGAUGCUACACAUUUCACGACGCAAUUUGAGAGGAAUUCAGCGGCGUCUCGACAAACAGAGGCGAGACAAAACACUACUCUGUUUCAGGACUGGGAGCGAAAUGACUUCUGCUUGUUCUACCAAUAUCAGCAGAUUUUUAUGGUUCCAUAUUUCGAUUUUCAAGAUAUCAAUGUCUGUUAUUAUUCAUUCGACCGCAAAGUUACACUUCCUUGGCGAAAAUAUGAACGCAAAACGGAGGGGGGCGAAGGGACAGUGCACAGAGUUCAAAUACAUCCAAGUCACCACAACUUCAAAAGCUCUACAGGAGCAGAUGAAAGCCUGUAUUUUGCCCUAAAAGAGCUCCCGUCCCAGAACGUCGAUCGUUUCCGACAAGAGCUUGAAGCUUUGCAAAAGAACAGCCAGAUCCAGUCCGAGAAACAUCUCAUUAAAUUGCAUCUUACUUUCCAACACAGUGACCGAUUUUAUCUUCUCUUUGAAUGGGCAACCAGUAACCUUGCGGAGUUCUGGGAAGACCAUCCGGACAUACAAGUGACAGCACACAUCACUUACUGGAUCGCCCUACAAUGUCAGGGUCUGGCUCGAGCAGUAAAACGUAUCCAUGGACUGUUAACUUGGCAACUAGAGGCUCAAUCAUCGUUACAGAGGAAUGGGAUGGACAACGAAAAGACUCGAGGCCGACAUGGCGAUAUCAAGCCGAACAACAUACUGUGGUUCGAACAACGCGAAGACGACCACAAUCUUCUUGUCCUCUCUGACUUGGGGCUAACUCGAUAUCAUUCGCAGUUGACAAACUCUCUUGUGUCACGCAUAGACGGCUGCACAACCACUUAUCGCGCUCCUGAGGUUGACAUGUAUCGCAGCAUCUCCCAAAGCGACAGGGGAAGGGAGCCGUACGCCGAGGUUAAACAAGGUGUUCACAAGAUGAUUGAAGGUUUAAUCAACGAGGAAACCUGUCCGGAAUUCAUUAGCGAGCUACUCAAGUUUAUUCGCGACAGAAUGCUGGUCGUCGAGGCCAAGGAUCGCGCUCAGAUCGACGAAGUCUGUAUUGAAAUUGCGCGCAUAAUGCCACGGGGUUCAAGAGACUACCAAGACUUCCGCAGCCUCUUUACAAUACCAACGGUCCUUGAAGAUGACAACGCACAUGUGGACGUUCAAGACAAUGACCUCGCAUUCCGUAAUAUCGGAAUGGAAGAAAGCUUAGUAAUGCCAGUUGAAAAGCGAAGUCUUGACGAGGAGGUAGCGGGGCCAGCUUUCGAGACACAGCCAAGAGAACUUUACAUUCCUACGUUGAAUCUAGAUCUACAAGAGAGGAAUAACUUCAGGCAGAACGGCUACCGUAGAUGA